Molecule: messenger RNA, 1645 nt
Organism: Macrobrachium nipponense
Lineage: Eukaryota; Metazoa; Arthropoda; Malacostraca; Decapoda; Palaemonidae
Product: carbohydrate sulfotransferase 11-like
Exons: 6
Coding region: 553-1560 (335 amino acids)
Biological process (GO): carbohydrate biosynthetic process
Cellular component (GO): membrane
Molecular function (GO): sulfotransferase activity
Source: RefSeq, a predicted model, not a curated record
GCAAAUACUGGCGGAAAAAAAAUCGUGCUGUUUGAACGAAUGUGCCUUUCGGUGGCAGGAGCGAUACUCUGGUGGUACUAUUUAAACUCAGUCGUUUACUGAAGAUGGUCCCGCUAUGUCUCUGUUGAGUUGCACGUGACGUGACGAAUCUUUCAGGAUAUGGACCCCCAGCCCUUCCAGAGGUUCCAGCUCAAUGUUCUCAAACAAGCUCCGGCAAGAGAGAGAGAGAAGCCGUCUGCUUUAUCGGUGUCAGUUUGGGCUGCGCCGUGCGGCAGGAGGCUGUCGCUACGGAGAGGCUGUCCGUCAGCUGUUUAUAUUUUGUUCUACAUAUGAACGUUGCCAAAUAUUUUCUUACCGCUUGUGUAUCGUAGAUCGAGAGUGUCCUGGCUUCCUUAUUUUUUUUUGUCUGGAAAAGCUUCUCCGGACAAGUGGUUUUUCUAGCACAUAAAACGGAAAGAUUGUGCGACAAAUUCUUGAAAUAAAGGAAACCGAAGAAUUAUAGAGGCAAGAGGAGAAAAUGGAGAACAACAAGAUAUUUGAAACUUCAAGAAAAUGAAAAGAAAAUUGAUUUUGUGUGUUCUUGGGGGUUGCUUCGCGUUGUUUUGCAUCGUCUAUGAGAGAGACGGAAAUCUCCGAGUGGACUCUUCAUAUAACUUAGGUAGUCUGAAGUGGCUGCUUGCCGACAGAAACCAAAGCUCUGCGAACCACACAGACUUGGCGGCGAACAACUCCUCGUGGGAAGAUGGAUGGCAGCCCUGGUUUCGGGAGCAAGAAAGGCGCAAAAAUGCUGUCAAGAAAGCUUGCGAGAGCUUAGGCCUCUCGAAAGAAGAAUUGCUGGACCUACUGAUGCUUUCCCCAGAUGAGAGGUUUAGCCAUCUCUUCGUCGAUGAUUCAAGGAAGGCGAUCUACUGUUAUAUUCCGAAGGUAGCCUGCACCAACUGGAAGAGAGUCUGGAUGUACCUCACAAACCUUACGACGGAGAAGAACUUGUCCGCAAUCCCUCUGCUGACGCCCCACGAAUACGGAUACAAGAUGCAGCUGGUGAAAAAGACUAAGGGAUCGUCUCUGGAGCUCAGACUGAAAACUUACACGAAGCUCAUUGUGGUGAGACACCCGUUCCACAGACUAGCUUCGGCCUACCGGGACAAGAUCCUCCCCGAGGGAGACGCUUAUUUCCAAAACCAAGUGCUCCCUUUCGUACAGAAGCAGAGGCCUGGCGCUCAUCUAGGCGACAUCCGGUGGCCAGAAUUCGUCGAUUACCUCACUUUAGGAAAAGGGAAAAAGUGCGACAAUCACUGGAACUCUUUUAUGUUCCUGUGUCACCCGUGCGCUCUCGAUUAUGACGUCAUAGCCAAAGUGGAGACCCUUCAAGAAGAUUCUGAACGGUUUUUGCGACUCGUUGGUGCUCCAGUCGAACUCCAUUUUCCCAACAGUACCAGAACAUCCAGGAGAAUUGACAAUAUUUUGUGGAGGGAAUACGAAGAGCAGUUAAGUCAUGAUCAGUUGGAUGCACUGCGUAAAGCCUAUGCAAAGGACUUUAAGUUAUUUGAAUAUAAAUGAAUCACCGCUUUCCCCUCAUACAGCAUUCCUAUCUAUUCCUCUUCUCAGCAGAGGGCUAGUUAAUAUGUAUUUCAAAAUAAACAGA